Molecule: messenger RNA, 1146 nt
Organism: Musca vetustissima
Lineage: Eukaryota; Metazoa; Arthropoda; Insecta; Diptera; Muscidae
Gene: Fancl
Exons: 3
Coding region: 1-1146 (381 amino acids)
Biological process (GO): protein monoubiquitination; interstrand cross-link repair
Cellular component (GO): nucleus; Fanconi anaemia nuclear complex
Molecular function (GO): ubiquitin protein ligase activity
Source: RefSeq, a predicted model, not a curated record
AUGGACAUUGCAGAUUUUUCUGAAUUGGAAGAACUGUCCUUGAAAUAUCUGGGUCUUAUUUAUCAUACUCACUAUGGCAAUAAAAAGUGUUUAUAUAUCGAGGGACCUAUUAAAGCAAAUGACAUUUGGAUUAAUGUAAAAAUCAUUUGCCCCAAUUAUCCUUCAUUGCAAGGUGUCACUCUACAAGUGCAACAAAAUUUUAACAUCGUAACAAUUUCUCAAAGUGAUGGAAGUAAGAUCAAUUGUAAUUGGACUAUUGGUGAACUUGUGGAUAAUAUUUCAAUAUUAUACGAUAGAUUGGAAAAGGAUAACGAUGAAAACAACAUAGCACAAUUAGAACAUGAAAAUAUCUAUGCAGAAGUAGCCGGUCUAUAUCUACCUGCUGAAUAUGAAAUUCAAACAAAUGAAUUAUGUUCCCGUGUAAAGUUUUGUAAUUUUUCCCAAAACGAGCAGCAUUAUUUGGAUGUAGCUCUUCCAUCAUUACAAAUAUUGGAUCACAGUUUGCCGCACUGUAUCGAUGUGUUGGAGUUAUUGGGCAAAUCUUCUUCGCUGACAGCUUUACUGCAACAAUUUCGUAAACUCCUGGAGGACUUGACUCCAUUUUAUGAGAAUUUCACUGAAAUCGAUGAGCUAUGUCAUGUUGUACAGCCCAGCUUACCAACCACCAAAGAAAAUUGGCGUCUGUUUGUUUUGAAAGAACGAAUAUUUAUAAAACUUCAGUUCUCGGAUCCAUUUAAUCCGUUAACUUCGAUGAGUGUACACUUGAUUGGACCAACAACAGAGAUAACAAAUCUACGUAGGGUAUACAGCGAAGGCUUACGUGAUUGGGAUGGUGAAUUGGAUGUGCAUAAAAAUCUAUUGCGUAUUUUUGAUCUGUGCUUCUUUCCAAUGCCACCUGCCGAUGAUGAUGCAAUGAAUGACACCGGCUAUUGUAAUAUAUGUUAUAGUUAUAAAUUGGAACGUGGCGAAAUACCCAUAAUAUCUUGUGAUAAUUCGCAUUGCAAUCUAAUAUUCCAUGCAGAAUGUUUAAAAGAAUGGUUUAAUACGUUGGCCGAUGGAAAGACAUUUUUGGAUGUUGCAUUUGGUGCUUGUCCCUUUUGUAAAUCGAAACUUUCAACAUCCUUUCAAGAAUUGCUACAACAAUAA